AUGCCUCAACAACAGAAAGCCGUUUUCGUGAGGGAGAUCAAAAAGCCCGUCGAGCUCGGAGCGAGGGAUGUUCCCACACCCAAAGAUGGCCAGGUCCUGGUCAAAGUCACGGCGACGAUGUUACUCCCCCACGACGCCUACGGCCGCGACAUGGGCCUCUUCAUGGACGACAAACUCCCCUACAUCCCCGGAGCGAACGUCGCUGGGAUCGUCGAACAGGUCCAAGGAUCUUCGGUCUUCGAGAAAGGCAACCACGUCUUCGGCAUGAGUGAUUUCAUGGCGCCUCUUCCGGAUCAACAGGGACUUCAAGAAUACGCUGUCCUGAACGUGGAUGAUAUUGCCAGGGUUCCUGAGGGCUUCAGUGAUGACCAGGCGGUCUCGCUUCCGGUCAAUAUCAUCACUUCCUUCUUGGCGUUGUUCGAUGCGAAGUAUGGCCUUGGGUUUCCGGCGCCGUGGGAUUCUGUUGCAGGACAGAGUGUCAAGGAUCAGACUCUCGUCAUUGUUGGAGGCGGCUCGUCCACCGGCAAGCUGGCGAUUCAGCUAGCCAAGAUUGCUGGUUUCGGGAAGAUCACGACGGUCGCAGGAUCGAAGAACAAAGACGAGCUCGAGAAGAUGGGUGCAACUCAUGUCGUCGACCGCCACGGCACCGUCGAAGAGGUCACCAGUCGCGUACACGCCAUCACCGGUCCAGACGUAACCCUCAUCUUGGACACCGUCAACCAAUCCUUCGAACUGUCCACAACCCUCCUCUCCAAAGACAAAGAAAGCAAGCUAGUCACCUUCUUACCAAACCACCAGCCCGAAGCCCUAGCGGAGCAGCGUCCAAAUUGCAAGAGCGUGUUCGUCGAGGGCGGCAACGAGAACCUAGCGCCGCACAGGGAGGCCUUUUGGAAGCAUGUCCCUGAGUGGUUGAAGGCUGGCAAGAUCCUGCCGACGUCUUACUGGACUUUGGAGGGCUUGGAGAAUGUUGACAAGAUCAAUGCUGUGCUGGAUGGGUAUAUGGCGGGUGCUGGAGGGGCGCAGUUGAUUGUGCAUCCUUGA
Messenger RNA from Zasmidium cellare ATCC 36951, 1041 nucleotides. RefSeq lists its product as uncharacterized. Gene Ontology annotation, molecular function: oxidoreductase activity, acting on NAD(P)H. The record is from RefSeq and is a predicted model, not a curated record. The transcript has 2 exons. The coding region runs from base 1 to 1041 and encodes 346 amino acids. Lineage: Eukaryota; Fungi; Ascomycota; Dothideomycetes; Mycosphaerellales; Mycosphaerellaceae.